Molecule: messenger RNA, 400 nt
Organism: Racocetra persica
Lineage: Eukaryota; Fungi; Glomeromycota; Glomeromycetes; Diversisporales; Gigasporaceae
Source: the annotation of a GenBank genome assembly
GGCAGAUUUGAAUCCAAAUCAUGUAAAUUAUAACUUGAUCAUUGACACAAUUGGUGUAUUUAUAUUCGCUUCUAUGGCAGUUACGUCUAAUUUGACUGCCUAUACUUUAUUGGCAAAAAGACGGAAGGAUUAUUGGCAAGAAAUACAUAAGAAGGCUCAAGAAAUUAAGAAACAGUGUAAUGGCAAACUUACUUAUAUAGAUCUUGAAAACAUAAUGAAAUUGGAUAGCUUUAUUAAAGAAAUGCUUACUGAAAGUUAUAACUUUAUUACAAAUGAAUUUCAAGUUCCACAUGGUCGUCAUGUUUAUUUAGACAUUAGAGCUAUAUCUUUUAAUGAAAAAGUUCAUGAUCAGAAUCCUCAAAAAUUUAAUGGAUUCCUGCAUAGUUCUACAACAAACUAG